AACGAAUUUGACAGCAAAGAACGACGGAGACUAAAGUAAAGGGGAAGCAACGACGACUGACUCAUCUCUCCUCCUCCGCCUCGCUAGCUCUGAAAUUGAUCGGAAGUAAGGUUCUGUGAUUCCGAGUUGAUUCCUCCGGGUUAGGUUCUGAUAUCUCUUGAUCAGCUCAAUACUUAUCCGAAGUCAAGGGAUUCGUGUUUCUUCCAGCUCAAAUCUACUGGUUUUGAGGUCCUAUGAAGCUCUAGGUGUAUGUUGGAGUGAUUGAAAGACAAUAACACGUGUACCACGUCAUUAGAAACGAUGCUUGAGGGACCAAGAUUCGAUGUGCUCGCCGCUGGCCAUCACAACAACGACCACAACUACUACCCAUUCACCCAAGACUUUUACCAAAAGCUAGGCGAAGAAGAAGGUACAAACAUGUCCACAGACAGUAUGCAAACAAGUAACGCCGGAGGCUCCGUCUCCAUGUCUGUGGAUAACAGCAGCGUCGGUUCAAGCGACGCUCUUAUUGGCAACCCCGGUUUAAAGCCUAUGCGCCAUCCCUACUCUCUCUCCGUUGGACAAAGCGUCUUCCGCCCCGGAAGAGUUACGCACGCGCUCAACGACGACGCCUUAGCACAAGCGUUGAUGGAUAGUAGCUACCCAACCCAGGGACUCGCAAACUACGAAGAGUGGACGAUAGAUCUGAGGAAGCUUCACAUGGGACCCGCUUUCGCUCAAGGAGCGUUUGGUAAGUUGUACAGAGGGACUUACAACGGGGAAGACGUAGCCAUCAAGAUACUCGAGAGGCCAGAGAAUAGUCCGGAGAAGGCACAAGCUCUCGAACAGCAGUUUCAGCAGGAGGUCUCUAUGCUCUCGUAUUUGAAGCACCCCAACAUCGUCAGGUUUAUCGGCGCAUGCAUUAAGCCGAUGGUGUGGUGCAUAGUGACUGAAUAUGCAAAAGGAGGUUCGGUGAGACAGUUUUUGACCAAGAGACAGAACCGAGCUGUGCCGUUGAAGUUGGCUGUUAAGCAAGCGUUGGAUGUUGCUAGAGGGAUGGCUUAUGUCCAUGAGAGGAACUUCAUACACAGGGAUCUGAAGUCAGAUAACCUCCUCAUAUCAGCUGAUCGGUCCAUCAAGAUUGCUGACUUUGGCGUUGCGAGAAUCGAAGUUCAAACCGAAGGGAUGACUCCAGAGACAGGAACUUACAGAUGGAUGGCCCCAGAGAUGAUUCAGCAUAGACCCUACACUCAGAAAGUAGACGUCUAUAGUUUUGGAAUCGUGCUGUGGGAGUUGAUAACGGGCCUUCUACCGUUCCAGAACAUGACGGCGGUUCAAGCUGCUUUCGCGGUGGUGAACAGAGGAGUGCGUCCAACGGUUCCAGCGGAUUGUCUCCCUGUGCUUGGCGAGAUCAUGACGCGUUGCUGGGAUGCGGACCCUGAAGUCCGUCCUUGUUUCGCAGAGGUUGUCAGUCUUCUUGAGGGGGCCGAAACAGAGGUAAUGACGACUGUGCGGAAAGCCCGUUUCAGGUGUUGCAUGACGCAACCAAUGACAAUCGACUGAUCUGUUGUGUGAAAGUAAGAGAGAGAGGGCAUAAAAAGAAGAAAACAGAGGAAGCAAGAAAUGGAUUUAGAUAUAUAUGUAAGUUUGUGUGUGUGUUGAUAUUUAAUAUCCUGUUUGUAUCUCUUUUCCAAAUGAUAGGAGAAGUAACCCAACCAUUUUAGACCACUAAUACUUUUGUAUGAAGUAAGAAAAAGGAUGUACUGCGACGACUGUCUGAAGUGUUUGGUUUAGUUUUCCUUGAAUUCA
This is a messenger RNA of Brassica oleracea var. oleracea, 1788 nucleotides long. RefSeq names its product serine/threonine-protein kinase HT1-like. Lineage: Eukaryota; Viridiplantae; Streptophyta; Magnoliopsida; Brassicales; Brassicaceae. Bases 301 to 1542 code for a protein of 413 amino acids. Gene Ontology annotation, molecular function: ATP binding; protein kinase activity. The record is from RefSeq and is a predicted model, not a curated record. The transcript is spliced from 3 exons. Gene Ontology annotation, biological process: protein phosphorylation.